AAGAAGAAGUAAGGAAAGCCAGGCGGAAGCACCGCAAACCCAAACAAUUAAUUACGUUUAUCAAGUUAUUCAAUAAAGUCUGACAAACAUUUCAACAGGAACGACAGGCGGAGUAGCAAAUCGCUGUUUGAGUUCAAAAGGACGACUUUUACGGUCGCCCUCCCGGACUAAACCCCGGAGAGCAACAGAAGUGUCCGCCUGAUAUUUUGACAAUUGUUCAGAAUGGAUCCUGCUCUUCUGAGGGAGAGGGAGCUCUUCAAGAAGAGAGCUCUGUCCACGCCGGUUGUGGAGAAGAGACCAGCUGCAUCGGAUUCUGGAUCACACAAGAAAAAGAAGCCUAGAAUCGAAAAGGAAGGCUUGUCGGGUUCUAAACCGAGUGCUGAGUCUAGCAAUGGCACUUUCAACAUUAAAACUAGCUCUGGCUACAAAUUUGGUUGUCUUGCAAAGAUAGUCAAUUACAUGAAGACCAGACAUCAGAAUGGCGACACACACUUCCUAACAUUAGAGGAAAUUCUGGACGAGACCAAACUACUCGACAUCAGCAUGAAACAAAAGCAGUGGCUCAUGACUGAGGCUUUAGUCAGUAAUCCAAAAAUUGAGGUGCGGGAUGGCACGUAUGGUUUCAAGCCCAAGUACAACCUGAAGGACAAAAAAGCUUUAUUGAGGUUGCUGGACAAACAUGACCAGCUGGGCCUGGGAGGAGUGCUGCUGGACGAAGUGGAGGAGGGGCUCCCCAACUCGGCGAAGGCCAUCAAGGCAUUAGGGGAUCAGAUCACAUUUGUGACAAGACCAGAUAAGAGGAAGAUUCUGUUCUACAACGAUAAACACUGUCAAUUUCUGGUGGAUGAAGAAUUUCAGAAACUGUGGAGGAGCGUUCCAGUUGAUUCCAUGGAUGAAGAAAAGAUUGAAGAGUACUUGAAAAAGCAAGGCAUCACCUCCAUGCAGGAAUCGGGGCCAAAGAAAGUGUUACCAGUUCAAAAGAGGAAGAAGCAAUCUGGUCAGCGAAAGAGACACUUCAAGACCCACAACAACCAUUUGGCAGGAGUAUUGGAGGACUACGCAGAUGGUGUGCCGGUCAAAAAGUGAAAUCAAACACUUGGAAAGCGGACGGCUCAAAUCCUGUAUUAGCUUAUUUUGCAGCCCGUGUGAAUAGUGACUGCUUUGUGGUAUCCAUUUUAGCUAUUGAGCAAGAAGGACGCUUGAAAACAGGAUAUCAAUCUUUCUGGACAAAGCCAUCGUUGAAGGGGCUAACACCACUUUGCAAACAAAACCAGGCUGAAAUGUGUGUAAAUACACCAAAAUCUGUGUAUAGAAGAUAUUUUCCGCAAUGCUUCUUAAAUACAGUUCUAUACUGAUAGUUCACUUUCCAAAAAAAAAAAAACGUGCAGAAGAAAAAAAUCUGUUGUGCGUCACAGAUGUCAUUCCAGCAUGGAUCAUAUUUGAUGGCAACAUGAGCUAAUAUUUUCAGUUGUUUUACUUUGCCGGGGCCAUUCCAUCCUGCUUUUAAUAAAAUACGACAUUUCUUU
Molecule: messenger RNA, 1526 nt
Organism: Hippocampus zosterae (dwarf seahorse)
Lineage: Eukaryota; Metazoa; Chordata; Actinopteri; Syngnathiformes; Syngnathidae
Gene: gtf2e2
Product: general transcription factor IIE, polypeptide 2, beta
Exons: 8
Coding region: 223-1086 (287 amino acids)
Biological process (GO): transcription initiation at RNA polymerase II promoter
Cellular component (GO): transcription factor TFIIE complex
Source: RefSeq, a predicted model, not a curated record